AGCCGGGCCUUCCCGCGCUCUCGCGCAUGCGCGUCCCGCGGCCGGCGAGCUGAGGCGAUGGGAGCGGCGGCGGCCGAGGCGGACCGGACCCUCUUCGUGGGCAACCUCGACCCCAAAGCCACCGAGGAGCUGCUCUUCGAGCUCUUCCACCAGGCAGGCCCAGUCAUUAAAGUAAAGAUCCCGAAGGACAGGGAUGGGAAACCCAAGCAGUUUGCAUUUGUGAAUUUCAAACACGAAGAAUCUGUCCCCUAUGGCAUGAGUCUACUUAAUGGGAUCAAACUUUUUGGGAGACCUCUCAAAAUUCAGUUCCGAUCAGGGAGCAGUCAUGCAUCUCAAGACAGCAGUUUGCCUUAUUCCCACCAUGGACCUGCUAAUGGAAACCCCUCCAGUGUACAACAGUUGCCAAUAACUGCCAGCAACAGGUAUGAGAGGAACAUGGAUAACAUGUCCACAGGGUUGCCAACUGUGCAGAGGUCCUUCUCGUCUCCAGAUAACCUCCAGAGACAAGCUGUGAUGAAUAAUGCUAUGUGGCAGCAGCCGCAGUACAGCGGAAGGCACGGCUCCCCGCAUUCAGAGGCCUCCGGUUUUGCUUUGCCAGGACACCAGCAGAGUUACUCCUUUUCCCAGUCGUCGGCCUCAUCAGGGCAGUGGCGCCCAGAGGCGGCAUCAGCGCAGCGCAAGAACAGAGUGAGCUCCCAUCCGUAUCCGGCUGACAGCAGGCAUUACAGCCGGGAGCAGCAGCGGCUUGCUGACCACAGCUCAGAAUAUCAUUUCAGGGGGAGUCGGGACGAGUAUUGCCACGACGAGCGAAACUACGGAGGCUGGAGUCACGAUUACGAUGACCGCAGGGAGAGCUCCCGCGAUGGCAAAUGGCGCCCCUCCCGCCACUAGCGAGUGUCCAGAGUGGAAUUUACAUGACUUUCCCAGGGGGGACAACAUUAGGUGAUUCUUUUCCCUCUCAAGAAUUUUGUUUUUGUUUUUACAGAGACCUUAUAGACAGGUUACCUUUUUUUUAAUUUUUAAAUACUUUUAUAAAAAUCACCUGCAGUAUGUAUUUUGAGCGAAGUGGCUUUGUUUCAAUUGUAUUAACCUUUCCCUCAGGGUUUAGGCAAAAAAGAAAAGAAAAGGGAGUGCCACACCUUUAAACCAACACAAAUCAUUGUAGAUUAUUUUAUAUGGAAAAUGCUGUGCUGCUUUGGUUGUAUUUUAAAAUGGAUGUUGGUAUUUUUGUAGUGUGUUAAUGAGAGAAGCCUCUGAGGUAGAAAUCCCGUGGAAGAGGGCCACAGAGUCGAAGGCUCAGCGGCAUCUUACACUAUUGGUGACAGUGUUUUGCUACUGGAAUAUUUGUAUUAAAGAAAUAGCCAGCCUGUUCAGAGAGAAGAGUGAAACGAAUUUGCUGGAUGGCUUGAUAAUUUGUACCGAAGGAUGUGUUAAUUUUUCCAGCUGCUUUCAUGGAGUACAUUGAUUUUUAUAUUAAGAGAGAGAACACCUGCAGUAUCAUAAAGACAUUUUCAACCAUUUAAGUGAUUAAAACCUCUCAGGAAAUCAUUGCAUGCCUCUGUACAUACCCUUUCUAUAUUUAACAUAAUAAAAAUGGUUUAGAUGGUGAGUUUAGAAAUACAAUCUUUAUUUAGUACAAAGGUAAGUAUUUAUGAGAAUAUAGUAUUGUGAAAUUUCUAGAAUAUUAACAGAAAGCAGCCAUUUAAUUACAAAAUGACUAUUUGGUUUCAGAAUAAAUCUCAAAUCUUGACUAA
Elgaria multicarinata webbii is the source of this 1754-nucleotide messenger RNA. RefSeq names its product RNA binding motif protein 7 (gene RBM7). The transcript is spliced from 5 exons. The record is from RefSeq and is a predicted model, not a curated record. NCBI's taxonomy places the organism in Eukaryota, Metazoa, Chordata, Lepidosauria, Squamata, Anguidae. Gene Ontology annotation, biological process: regulation of alternative mRNA splicing, via spliceosome. Gene Ontology annotation, molecular function: single-stranded RNA binding. Bases 58 to 891 code for a protein of 277 amino acids. Gene Ontology annotation, cellular component: nucleus.